CAACCCUCUAUCAACGUCUCCGUCUCUACACUCACGAGUUCGACGACAAGCUUUAUCUGUACCGACCUACGAACAACUGCCAAACCCAGAACUACUGAACCGAAUAUCUGCGAUGCUUUCUAGAACUAUCCGCGCUGCUUCGCGCACCGUCCUCUCUACACCUUUGCGGCCAUCGCCCGUUGCUACUCGGCAGCUCCUACCGGCGGUUUCCGUGAGCGCGACUAGAUCAUAUCACGAGAAAGUGCUUGACCAUUACUCAAGACCGCGCAAUGUUGGCACCUUGAAGGGCGAUGAUGUUGGGUCUGGGCUUGUUGGUGCACCUGCUUGCGGUGAUGUGAUGAAAAUCAACAUCCGCGUCGACCCCAAGACCAACACCAUCUCCGACGUGAAGUUCAAGACAUUUGGCUGCGGAAGCGCCAUUGCGUCCAGCAGUUAUCUGACGGAGCUCGUCAAGGGCAUGACCCUCGAGGAGGCCAGCCGAGUGAAGAACACCCAUAUCGCGCAGGAGCUCAAGCUCCCGCCUGUCAAACUCCACUGCAGUAUGCUUGCGGAAGACGGCAUCAAGGCUGCCAUCGCCGACUACUACACCAAGAAUCCGAAAGCGCAGCCUACCGACCUGUCGGGUACCGCCAAAACCUCACCUGUCGCCAAGUCUAAUUCGAGUGCCGCCACAGCUUGAGAGAGGCGGGCGAGUGUAAAAUGACUGGUGUGGCUUGGGGUGUUCAUGAUUUCCAAGUCGUGUCUCUGAAGGGAUGAUUUUCAGACCGACAGAAAACGGAGUUUGGGAAGAUUGAGGCUUCAAAAUUUUGGAAGCGCGUGAGAUCAUAGGCGCGAUCUUUGUUCUUUCUCGUCUUGUUGGAGUCAACUGUGCGGGUGCGUAACAGGGGAUUCAGCCGGCUACACAAGAUUGAGGGUCAAGCCCACGAGCAGUUUCACGUUGAGUUUGUACGAAUACACACUUGGUCAUACAGACUGGGUCGCAUGGCCAUUGCGUACAUAAGUAUCGGAUAUAUCUCACAGCGUCGUCAAUUUGUAUGUUUAAUGUACGACCAGACGUAACCAGAUAAGUCCCGCCGCCAAAUUGUUACAUAAAGCCUCCCAUUAAAGUCCGUUUGUCC
This is a messenger RNA of Sodiomyces alkalinus F11, 1118 nucleotides long. Its product is annotated as iron sulfur cluster assembly protein. Gene Ontology annotation, cellular component: mitochondrial matrix; cytoplasm. Lineage: Eukaryota; Fungi; Ascomycota; Sordariomycetes; Glomerellales; Plectosphaerellaceae. Bases 113 to 679 code for a protein of 188 amino acids. Gene Ontology annotation, molecular function: ferrous iron binding; 2 iron, 2 sulfur cluster binding. The record is from RefSeq and is a predicted model, not a curated record. The transcript has 3 exons. Gene Ontology annotation, biological process: iron-sulfur cluster assembly; intracellular iron ion homeostasis.